AUGCAUCUAAAUGAAAAAAGAAGUGAUUUUCCCUCAUAUAAUGUCCUUUUUGUUUUUCGUUUUAUAGGCACAGCAGGAGCCGUUGGGCUCUUUGGCUUACAAACAUGGUAUGCAGCCAUUGCUGGCGACCUCCUUGCUGUUUUUACGGUGUGCAUGUGGCCUCGCAUAACUGGAUGUUUUGUUAGCUGUUUAUGUCCUGGAAAAGUCGUGAGUAUAGCCAUGCUCAUGUUUGUGCUUGAAGCAUUCUUCUGUGCGUGCUGUACAGCUUUUAAAUUUGUACCUGGUGGAAUUUAUGCUAGAGAAUGUUCCCACAUUCUUAUGAGCACAUUGGCGCUUCUGCUAUUCAAGAGAAUUUUGUGGCUAUUUGUGGGUAUAGGUUUAUUGAGAUUAGGACUGUGAUGUAAAGCAUAUGUGAAAAAACCACCAAAGAAAGAUUUGAUUUGGCUGUUCAGAUUUGGUUAUGAUAAUGAAGGAUGGUCUAACAUAGAACAAUCUGCCAUUUUGUUGAAUCAAACAGGUGCAGAUUUUAUUACAGUUGUGGACAGCGGUGCCUCAAAGCUGUUCAUUGGAAACCAUGAUCCAACCCUGUGGUUGAGAGAAAAACGUUUUUAUACCGAUUUUGGGCCAAGUACACGAGAUCAUACUUGGGAAAAAAGACUGACCCCUUAUUUGAAAGAAUCAUCUGUAGGAAAGGUGGCCCACUCUAAUUUCAGUGUAAAAAUUAAAAGCAUGAGAAGUGAAGUGAAGGAGAUUUGCGGUUCCCCACGAAGACUUAGCACUUGGCUAACAGAUAUUGACAGCACAGAUGAUGACCCGUGGUGCAAAUAAAUGUACUGUGGAUUGAUAAGGCAGGGUUAUGCCCGGAUUUCCCAUGCUCAUCUGAGUGAUGCGGAACUUCAAAUAGGAAAGUUUGGAAUUCCAGGUGGCCCAGAGAAUUACACCAACAAUGAGAAAGCCACCACCAAUCCUACUGAAGUUCUUGAGGAAAUAUAUUUCAGUUCAAGGUUUAGAUCCUACAAAGAAGGACACAAUUAUAACUAUUAUAAUCACAGCUUUCACAUGAACACACCCAAGUACUUCAAGCGAGCUAGCUAGAAGGGUGAGAAGCUAAUAGAUCACCAAAAAAGAAAACAACCCAGUAACAAUACUUAAUGAUCAAACUGAGAUAUAACUAUAGUACUGUAUUAUCUUACACUGGACUGAUUGACUGGAAUAUGUUUGUGUCAGUCUUGAUGAAUUGUAGCUGUAUGUCUCUUCCCCUAUAAAUAAAUCCCAUUUAUCUGGAUGGGAUUCACUCUCAGGUGAAUAGGAUGGCAGUUUAAGUCAUGUAUUUCAACAGGAAGUUCUACCUGUACCAUAUC
Messenger RNA from Candoia aspera, 1361 nucleotides. RefSeq names its product cell wall biogenesis 43 C-terminal homolog (gene CWH43). The record is from RefSeq and is a predicted model, not a curated record. Gene Ontology annotation, biological process: GPI anchor biosynthetic process. Gene Ontology annotation, cellular component: endoplasmic reticulum. NCBI's taxonomy places the organism in Eukaryota, Metazoa, Chordata, Lepidosauria, Squamata, Candoiidae.